AUGAACAACAACAACAAUAACUUGCGAGAUCCGAACAACAAUCAGGAAGAAAAUGAUGAUGAUGAAAUCCACAACCACAACAACAACAACAAUGAGGAACCCGUGGCAGCCGCCAUUGCUCACCAAGUGCUGAACGCUGCUGGCGUCAAUGCGUUGCAACCAUUGGGACCCUCCGAUCAAAGCCGCAUGACGCUAUCUACACAAGAACGCGAAUGGGCCAUGGCCAUCAAACAAGCCAUUGAGAGCAAUCCGGAAGUCGACAACGAAUCCGACUUUUUCUACGCCGCAAUGGCUCUGGUGGAACAGGGCAAUGUGGAAGCGGCUGUGCGGCGCACUCACAAUCUGCAAGAGAUUCGUCAAGAAUACGACAUUGUCGAUAGCUUUGAACGAGGACGACGGGCACUCCAUCAGUCCUUUCAGCUAUAUCCAGAGCACUUUUUGUCCUUUAGCUACAGCUAUCAAUAUGGAAGCUACGUGCUCGUGGUGGAUUUUGCCAAACAACCCACGGUGCAACUGUUCCACUCACACAUUGAAGGCAUGAAACCUAAACUGCGUGAAAUUUAUUACAUGAAUCAAAUUGUUUCUCCCGACUUUGAAUCCAUUCGCAAAGGAGCCAUUCUCGUGGCCGAAUGCGGGCGAGUCGAUCUCGUGACGGGAACCAAGAACAUGACACUCUUUCGACACAUUUGGCACAUUAUUCUGGCAUUUCCAUCCAAAAUGCAAAAGGUCAAACAUUUUCACACGGGGCUGUUUUCCAAUCUCCUCGUGUCGGCUACCAAGAAAUUCCUACCUGAAGAAAUGUGUUCCUCCUUGGAAGUCGGAUGCAUCUGUGAAGCAGGGUCGCUCGACCGGCUGUACCUGCAACCCAACUUGGAAGCUGCCAAUCAACGUGUGCUCUGUCGUCUCGAAGAAACGCUCUUGAGGAGGUACGAGAAUGAAGCAAAGUUUAAGCUGUAG
Seminavis robusta is the source of this 957-nucleotide messenger RNA. The record is from the annotation of a GenBank genome assembly. Lineage: Eukaryota; Bacillariophyta; Bacillariophyceae; Naviculales; Naviculaceae.